AUGAGUAAACAACGGAAGCAAGACAUUGAAAACAGAAAAGAUCAAGCAAGAGGUUACUUAAUUUCAGGCGAAAACUCUUUGGAGGUACGACAUGAUGAGCUUCAAGUUGAGGUCGUAACUUCUGAAAUGCUUACAAAUCCAUUUAAAAUGAAUAUUGCCUCAGCACCACCUGUUACUACAACUGUAGCAAUUUCAUUGCCAACUAAAUAUGAUGUCAUCAGGAAGUUUACCCUGAACAGCCAGCAACAGUUUGCAUUCAUGAUUAUUAAUGGUCAUCUAGAUGACGACAACCAAUUUCAUACUGGUACUGUUGACAACCAAUUACUAAUGUGUGUGCCUGGUUGUGGUGGUACUGGAAAGUGUCAAUUAAUUCGUGCAAUUACGAAUUAUUUCCAAAUGACAAAGAGAGGAAUAAUGUUGCGUAAAGUGGCACCAACAUCUAUAGCGGCAGCAGAGAUUGAUCGAUUAGCAAUACACUCAUUUUUAGGUGAAAGUCGCAAAAAUUCAAAAAAAGACAAACUACACUGA
Rotaria socialis is the source of this 528-nucleotide messenger RNA. Lineage: Eukaryota; Metazoa; Rotifera; Eurotatoria; Philodinida; Philodinidae. The record is from the annotation of a GenBank genome assembly.